Messenger RNA from Pristis pectinata (smalltooth sawfish), 7059 nucleotides. RefSeq names its product FERM domain containing 6 (gene frmd6). Lineage: Eukaryota; Metazoa; Chordata; Chondrichthyes; Rhinopristiformes; Pristidae. Gene Ontology annotation, biological process: positive regulation of hippo signaling. The record is from RefSeq and is a predicted model, not a curated record. The coding region runs from base 666 to 2513 and encodes 615 amino acids. The transcript is spliced from 14 exons. Gene Ontology annotation, cellular component: cytoplasmic side of apical plasma membrane; cytoskeleton.
AGGGCUGGCCGGAUUGCAGUGAACUGCUCUCUCAUGUACACAUGAAAGCUGUGGCACACGAAGCCAGACAGGAGCUGGCAUGUUAGGGAGUGGAGCAAACCAUCCGAGUAACCAAAAGAGGGGGAUUGCAACACAAGCAGCUCUGAAAAUGCACCAAUGAGUUCCAGCUGCACGAAUUUCUGUGGGACUCCGACGUGGGCUAAGGGAGAGAGGGAGCGCGAUAAAACCUGCGUCGGCAGUUUCUGCCGAGAGCACAAACGUUGCUGAAAAAGACGUUGCACCCCUUUCAUGCUUCCCAAUAUAUGUGGGAACUCAGCCGUGCACCACAUGUAGUCUGUUGCUGCCGGAGCAGCAGAGAUGUGGCAGUGAAGUUUGCCUCAGCCACAGUAACUCUUCCUCACUUCAGUGAAUCUUCAGCGGACAUUACACUUGGACUGCUAAGGAUUUAGGUGGCUGUAUGUGGCAACUUCCUUCGUGGCAUCCCGUGGAGAACUUUCAGCGCUGCAGGGAGUGUUAUGACACAUGAGAGUUGCCCUUCCUCUUGCGAGUGUAUGAUGAAGAGGAUUUGCUUGCGACUAUCUUUCAUUACAGUUCAAUGGUCUGACUUGUAAUGUGAAAGAUCCCUGGGGCACCUGGGAAAACCAUCUGACAGCCUGCUUGGCGUGAUGAGCAAGUUCACCUUUCAGAACAACAAAGUAAUGCAGGACCGCCGGAGUGUUUGUGUCUUCCUUCCGAACGAUGAAGCUCUCAACAUUAUUGUGAAUGUUAAAGCGUUGUGCCAAGAAUUAUUCAUUCAAGUCUGCGACCUUCUAAGGCUUAAAGACUGUCAUCUUUUUGGGCUCAGUGUCAUACAAAAUAAUGAACAUGUUUAUAUGGAGCUGAUGCAGAAACUCUACAAAUAUUGUCCAAAGGAAUGGAAGAAGGAAGUAAGCAAAGGCAUUGACCAGUUUGGUCCACCAAUGAUUAUUCACUUCAGGGUACAGUACUACGUGGAGAAUGGGAGAUUAAUUGGUGACAGAGCAGCUAGAUACUAUUAUUACUGGCAUUUACGGAAACAGGUUCUUCAAUCCCAGUGCAUGCUACAUGAAGAGGCCUACUUUCUACUUGCUGCCUAUGCAUUACAAGCAGACCUUGGCAACUACAAAAGGCACAAACAUUAUGGAAAAUACUUUGAGCCAGAAGCUUACUUUCCUCCUUGGGUGGUUACCAAGCGAGGAAAGGAAUAUAUUUUGAAACACAUUCCAAAUAUGCACAAGGACCAGUAUGCACUUACAGCCUCAGAAGCUCAUCUCAAAUAUGUCAAGGAAGCUGUCCAGCUGGAUGAUGUGGCUGUUCAUUAUUACAGACUAUAUAAGGAUAAAAGAGAGAUUGAGGCCUCACUGAUGCUGGGCUUGACUCUUCAAGGACUUCAGAUAUUUCAGGUUGUGGGUGAAUCUAAACAGUUGUUGUAUGAUUUUCCUUGGACUAAUGUUGGCAAGCUUGUAUUUGUGGGGAAGAAAUUUGAAAUCCUGCCGGAUGGUUUGCCUUCGGCUAGAAAACUCAUUUACUACACUGGCUGUCCCAUGCGCUCCAGGCACCUGCUCCAGCUCCUUAGUAACAGCCAUCGUCUCUACAUGAACCUGCAGCCUGUCCUACGACAGGUCAGGAAACUGGAAGAGAAUGAAGAAAAGAAGCAGUACAGAGAAUCUUACAUCAGUGACACCAUGGAAAUGGAUAUUGAGCAGUUGGAGAAGCGAUCAAGAGCCAGUGGCAGCAGCGCAGGCAGCAUGAAACAUAAACGUCUUUCCAGACACUCUACAGCCAGUCACGGCAGUUCUCACACUUCAGGCAUCGAGGCAGACACCAAACACAGGGACCUUGGACCAGAGGACAGUUUCAGUGGACACAUCCUUCAUAGGAAACUCAAAUCCUGCAACUCAAUGACCAGCCACGGUAGCUCACACACCUCGGGCGUCGAGAGCGGUGGGAAAGACAGAAUAGAGGAUGACUCACAGGAUGAUGAAAUAGAAAUGCUGGUUGAUGAUCCCAAGGACUUGGAGCAGAUGAAUGAACUGGCUCCAGAUGUUAGUGCUGACAUGUGUAUUCACAUCACGGAGGAGAUGCUCAUGUCACGGCAGCUGAAUGGACAUGCGGGAUUGAUUGUGCGUGAACUGAGUUCCUCAACAUCUAGUUCUUCAGAAACAGUGGUGCGACUUUAUGGUCAAAGCAUAGAUUCAUUACCACAGCCUGUGUACAGAAAACCAAAGACCUCGUCAGACCGGCACAGCCAGAGCUUGGAUGAUAUCCGCCUUUACCAGAAGGACUUCAUGGAGAUAGCCACCCUCGGCCAAGACACUGCUCAGAGCUACACAUUCGGUUGUGCUCAUAAUUUGAGUGAGGAAGGUAAUUGCUGUAACCGCUGCUUGGCAGAGCAGUAUAGUUCAACAAAGGAAACAUUCAUAGUCAAACGAACAAGUAAAUAUUCAUCUCUGGACCUCACAGCUGAUGACUCUGUUCCUGAAUUUGUAGUUUGAGCAUUAAGAUUUAACUAUGCAUUGGUGAAAUGUACUGUAAGCCUGGCUGCCUACUGCAUUCACAAUGACCUUUCAAAGCCAUUACCUACACUUCUAUCAAGCUGAAAAUCUUUUUAUUUCAGCUUUCCAAUAAACAGCCAGUUUAUAUCCUGCAGUUCUUCCAUAUUUCUGGACAAAAACAGCUGACGAAGCAAUGGAUGCCAAGAAACCAAAGAAAAAUGUUCAGUAGGAACCUAAGAUGUAUAUUUUUGCAAGAUUGAGAAAGAACGUUCGGCUAAAGCAAGCCCACAAGAAUUCUUUGCACAUUUACUUUUCUGUGAAGAAUCAAAUCCAUCGUGUUCAGUAUUACACAGACCGAUCUUUCGACAGGACUUUUUUAACUGAGCAAAAUAGUUGAAAUGUUAUGAUUUAGUGGAACCUUAGUGUUCUUAAUACUUGUGUGUUAGAGGCUUCAUUUUAUGUUGUUGAUCAACUUCUUCAAAGUGUCUCAUUUAAUAUGUAGACAUGACCUUGGUACUGUGAACCUUUAAGUGUUGUGCUCCUGUACCUUUUCUCAUUUGUCAGUUGUGUAUGUAUGCAGUGACAAUCAAAAAUGCUUCUCUAUCCACUGACUCCCACUACCAUCAAUAAUAUAAGAUGUAAAAUAGAAAAUUACAGAUGCUGUGGGAAUUUAUUUGACUUGUUGAUAUCUUCACACGGGGAUGCAAGGAAACUUGGGAUUGGUGGCUGGGCUGAAUUUUCUUCCAGUUAGUUGGUUAAUUCCAGUUACUGGAAAGAUGCAUGUGUAAAUGUGUUGGCAGGUGACAAGAAAUGACAAGAGUUCCGAAGCAGAGAGAAUUUGUGUGUUAGUAAAAGUAAAGCUGGUAGGAUGCAUGGAUAGCCUCACUAAGUUUCAGUGUACCAAGGAACAUAUUCACACAUCAAAGAGUUUUGAAUGCAAAAGGGUUGAACUCAAGGAUAUAUUAUUUUUGUUUAUAUUUAGUUAUGCAGUACACUUUGGGAUAGAGAUUUGUCCUUGGUUACAUGCACUAAAUGCUUGAUAUUGUACUUCCGAAAUGCAGUUACCUUGAUUUUAGCCACAAUUGUAUUGUCCAUUUAGCACAUGUGAGCAAGGAUGAACUUCCACCCAAAUCUCAGCUCCAUUAUGUUUCUAAAAGCUUUUGUAUCUGAUCUAUUGUAGAUUGGUUUAUUAGCCACAAUUUAGAUCACUGCACCUAGGUUUCAGUGGUUCUUUAGGAUAAAUAUGAUACAAAAUAGUAUGUCAGUCAAGUGUUCAUUUCAAGCAUUAGUAUCAAGCAUACCAAAAUAAAAAUGUCUCAUGUAAAUGAAGGGAUUCACAGAAAUGGAAUGUGAUAGCAGAGGUCUUGAACAGCUUUUGGUAUCCAUCAUGUUUCAGUUGUACUACAAGUGUAAUAGUUAAUAAGGGAAUUAAUGGAAUAUGAAAUAGGAAAUCUUUUCAGUUUUAAGAUAAACUGGUGUUUACAUUGAGGCAGAAAUUAACUAUUAGAAUGAAUUGCUUUGUGAGGCAAAGUAGCUUGGUUAUCAAAUAGCUAACUUUUCAAUUUGAUCAGUCUUUUGCAAUACGUUAAUGGUUACCAUAUUUUAACAUUUAGCUGUGUUUUUGCAACUGGAAUAGUUUCUUAAAAUAUUUUUUGAUAUAAAACUUGUUUUUAUUGGUAUUUUUAUAUAAUGGAUAUUUUUACAUGAAAUUAUAUUAAUCAAGUAGCUGUAAAGUGCAGUGCAAUUUUUAGCAGUAUUAUGACAAUCGUUAGCAGGCGUGGAAGCAGUAUUAUAAACUGGGGUUAAUAUUUGUAGUUCAAACUUGUGUUUGGGUCAGAAAGUGAACUGGCCAUGUGGAAAUUCUGGAUUACUCUUUCCUUUCUCAUAAGUGUGCUUUUGGUUUCAGGGGAGACCUAAGAGUAAUGAUGUUAUUUCAAGAAAGGUUGGUGACAUAUUUUCGAACUGUAAUUGAGCAAAGGUGAACUCCAUAAUUCAUUCUGCAUUCAGUAACAUUCAGCAAGCAAACUAAUAAUCGAGGCAUAUUGGACUCAGUGACCAGAUAGAUGAACGAGGUUUUCAUCAGUCUUCUGGAUUUUUUCUAUUCUCUGUAACCUUAAAAAAAUAUUCCUAAUGUUGUCACUGAAUGAUCAAAUAAUACUAAGUUGUAUUCAUGAAAAGUUAUGAUUGGAUAUCAUUUUUAAAAAUAUAUCCAGUGGCUGCAAGAACAUGUCAGAAACUGGGUACUCUGUGAUGAGUGAUGUGUCAGAAUAGUAUCCAUUUGGUGGACAGGUGCAGUUCCAUCAACAGAAGAAGUUCAACGUUAUCCAGGACAUGGAAGCUUUCUUGAAUAGCAUCCCACUCACCACGUUGAGCAUUCACUUCCUAUAUUUCCGCACACUAUUGCUACAUUGCAUCCAUUAGAUGCACUGCUUUUCAUCAAGGCUUCUCCAACUGCAUCCUCUAUUGCCACCACCUUCCAUUGUAACUCAUCAGUUUAAUUGGAAAACAUCGCUGGUGGUUCUUUUUCAAGGGGUCAAAAAUCCUGGAACUCCUGACCUAAGAGCAUUGUGGAGUUAUCUACAACACACAAACUGCAGCAGUUCAAGAAGACAGCUCACCAAAUUCUCAAGGGCAGUUAUGAAUGGUCAAUAGAUGUUGGUCUUGCUUACAUUACAUGGAAAAUUAAAAUAUUUUCUAUGGUUUAGAUCAUAUUCAAUUUGAAAAUGCUCCUCAUGCUUAAACUUUUUAAAAGCUCAAAUUUCUUCAGUAAUUUUUUUUAUUCGCAUAUGAAAUCUUGAUGAUAAAUCUUAAAAAUUCUUUUUGUGUGAACGAUGUCCUGUUAAACAUAGACUCUGAUUGGAGAUUCAGUGACUUAUCCACAAAAUUAAGAUGAGGCUACUGAAUUAUUAGAGUUACAUAUUUCACAACAAUUGUAUGUUAGUUAUUUUAAUGAAAUAAUGCCAAAGGAUUGUUAUUGUUAGCCUAAACUGGAAUUGAAGUCACACAUUAUUACCGGUAAUGACAGGGGAGUUUUGCUUCAGUUACAGGAGUCUUGCAUUUAAAAGAUAUUUGGACUGCUAGGAUAAUGUUGAAAUUCUAUCUAGCAGAAGACGGCGAUCUGUAUCGCUCAUAAUACCUUCAUUUCCACAUAUAGUUAUCUAUCAGGGUAUAGUACAAGAUUGCAGUGUUUCAACAGGUAUAGAUCAAUCCAUUUGCCUUUAGCAAGCAUGAACGUAUAAGCAAGUUCAUAUGCAUAGAGAGUCCCAUAAAUGCUAAUGUAAAAUGAAUAAAUUAAACUAUUCAAGAAAGGAACAAUGAUGCAGGCUUAAACAAUUUUUGUUAGCUAAUGCUUAAAACAAAUCCCAAUUUAUAGACUUAAUUUAAUGUGUACAUUUUUUCCAAGAACCUAUAAAACUUUCAGUCCAAAUAUAGCUUCAUAUGGAAGAGCUACGACAGUAGGUUCAAAUCAAGUGCCCAGAAGAAGUGGAUUGUAAGUUAACUCUCUUGUGCCUGACACACCAACGAUGGUGUAGUGAUUAUUUGUGCAGAAUUUAAAGGAACAUCAAAUUUGGCAGUUUAUCAAGACUCUGUACAUUAACUGACAAGUUUCUUAAAACUUUUGACAGUCUGAUAUCAAUUGUCAUACAGCAAAGUAACCUCUUUUAAAAUCGUGAAUAUUCCCUUAAAUUUCCAGAUUUGUCAGAUCUAUAUCAAGUGCACAGUUUUUUUUUGAAAACUACUACAUUACAUUGCUGAUUCUAUUGGUUCUUUAUGCAAUGUGCAUUCUUGGACAGUUAAAUAGCCUGCCCAUUUGAAACAAAGAUCUUGUCUGUUAAUGUGUGUUCCUCAAAAUUAACCUGUCACAUUGCGAGGUUUUUGAAAUAAUGAUUCCAAAUCAAUUAAUGAGAAGGGGCAAAUAAAAGUUAAUGGACGCAGGGUUUUCUACUGUGCAUGUUCACUGCUCGUAUGAUAGGAAAAGGGUCCCUACUUUACAAUGAGUGAUCAUUCAAUACUAAUUAAAGUUGGAAUAGAUUGCUGCCUCAAGGAAGGUCAGUUAAACUUACUGAAUUAUAUAGCCAGUGGGUGUGUCAGCUUCAAAUUUCUUGUAAUGUUUGCAAAGUGAUUUAUGAAACUUCCACACAGAUGGAUUCUUUUUGAAUCAUCACACUUCUGCCUCUUGCAAACAUGUUAUGCUUGCAGUUUUGUUUUCUUAUUUUUUUUAAAUGCUAUAGAGAACUUGAGCAUCACUCGACCAAUGACAUCUGGAACUGUGCCAAAAGGCCACAUGUUAUUUAUUUGCAAACCAGGAUUUAUGCAUUAAUUUAAAAAUAUGGCCAACUUUUCAACAGCUUAUAAAAAUUGUUUGCUACAUUUCAUAUCCUUUACUAUAAUAAUUGCACAAACUGUAAAGAUUCCUUUCUGUGAAAGGAAAUCCUGUCAGGAUAUGUAAAAUAAGAGAACAUUUUGCAACCUGUAUCUGAACUACUUUGAAAAAAUGAAGUCCAGUGAGUACCUUCAAGGUGCAAAUGCCAUUAUAUAAUAAAAA